AUGCCGCGGCCACCGGCGCGGGGAACAGACGCCCGCCCGGGACAGCUCAGAGGACUUGGCCCCGCCCCGAGGGCGUGUCGCCGCCCCCAAACCCAGGACACGCCCCCAGCCCGGGACCCGACCCCACCCCCGGUGGCGCAUGGGGUCCUUUGGACAGCCCGCGGCCAAACCCAGGGCACGCCCCCAGUCCAGGACCCAGCCCUGACCCCAAUGGCGGACCGGGGUCCUGCCCACAGCACGUGGCCCCGCCCCCAACCCAACACCCGGUCCUACGCCCCAGUACCGGUUAACUUGCUAACCUCCAGACCCACGCCCCGCCCCAGGCGGAGGACCCUCUCAAGGCCCUCCUCUGACCCAGGAGCCCCGCCUCUCUGGCUAGGCUCUGCCCCCUCAGCCUGCGCCAGGAGCCCAGACCCGCCCCUGGCGCCGGGGCCCGCCUACUGCUCUCGCGCAGCGGGCCGAAGACCCGCCUCUAGCGCCAGGACCCGAGCUACAGCAGAGCAAGGACUCCUCCAGAAGGGGAGGAACCCUGGGGGAUGCAUCCCCAUGAGAAGACCCUCUAAGUCUCCUCCAGAUCCCGUGUUCCUGGUGGAGAGAAAGCAAAGAGAAGAGAGAGAGCCAGAGAAGAGGACAUCAGCCAAUGGGAGCACAGCCAUCCUGUGGGAGCAUAGCAAUCCUGGAAUCCCAGCCUUGUUGAGGACCCAAGUGACUGCAGUUGUAUGAGUGGUUCAGGCUGUUUCAGCCACAGGUGGUCAUCUACCAAACACCUGCAUUAUCAUUUAUCUUGAAAGCUGUUGUACUCUAGAAAAAAUAGCUUCGUUAUAUUUGUAUUAUAGCAAAAUACCUGUAAUGUGGCCAUAAUGUAUAUAUGUUUCCCUUCUCCCUCUGGGUGACCUAAUUGAUAUGUUAAUCAAUGCUCUCCUCUGUAAAGAUUUGUAAAUUCCUGUGAGACUUCCCUGUCCUCUCCUAAGGGAAACAAAGGUUGUUAAUUGCUGCUAGACUUCUCUAUUCUCUGCUGAGGAAAAUAGGAUAUCUUCCUAAUCUAAACUUGCUGGUUUGCAGGGAAACUUGCUUGUUAGCCCAACCCUUACCUGAACCUUGCUCUUCCCAAGAAAUGUAAUUGCCGUUUUCCUGUUCUGUAGUGCACCACAAACCCACCCCCUCCUUGCAUUGUGAGACCAGCAGCUGUUUGUGGUUUUACAAGAUAAAAGCCCUGCCCUUUAGCUGUCAGGCACGCAGUCCUUCAUAUUGGCUCCCGGAGACUGCGUUGCCAGGCCUGGCCUAAAAUAAAGCCUUUACUCCCUAAAUUUUAA
Molecule: messenger RNA, 1313 nt
Organism: Cavia porcellus (domestic guinea pig)
Lineage: Eukaryota; Metazoa; Chordata; Mammalia; Rodentia; Caviidae
Exons: 3
Coding region: 1-723 (240 amino acids)
Source: RefSeq, a predicted model, not a curated record